Messenger RNA from Neocloeon triangulifer, 1241 nucleotides. RefSeq names its product protein obstructor-E-like. NCBI's taxonomy places the organism in Eukaryota, Metazoa, Arthropoda, Insecta, Ephemeroptera, Baetidae. Bases 237 to 1052 code for a protein of 271 amino acids. The transcript has 4 exons. Gene Ontology annotation, molecular function: chitin binding. Gene Ontology annotation, cellular component: extracellular region. The record is from RefSeq and is a predicted model, not a curated record.
UUGCAGACUCGCCGAUCUUGCUGAAUGGGACACCUCAUUUGCGAGAAGCACCUUGCACAAAGAGCCGAUCGCUUUGCUGGGCUAGAGAUGUCGAUGAGCGGUGGAAACACAAGGAGAAGAGCGCCUGGCGCUCGCCACACCAACGGCGCGAGGGCAACUCUCUCCUACACACACUCAGGGGCCUCAGGUGGAGCUCAACUUUCUUCCGUGGUGUCUACAGUCGCUCCUGAGCCACCAUGAGGUCCACAUCGAAUGUCCUCAUCUUUCUCUCUUGCUUCGUUGCUGCCGGUUUGGCGCAACAGGCCACCCGUAAAGGUCAACUGGACCCUUGCCAAGUAAAGGGUCGCGUCGUCCCAGACGAGACAUACUGCGACAGAUACUGGGAAUGUGUUGGAGGUCAACCUGAGCUUUUUGACUGUCCCAACGGCCUCGUCUACGCCGGCAAAAACCGCGGUGUCACCGAGGGCUGCGACUACCCUUGGAGGGGAAACUACUGCGAAGGCAAACAGCUUGCCAAUUCUCCCAUUUCCACUGAGCACUGCGAUUGGCUCUACGGCAUCUUCGGACAUGAAACUUCCUGCACUCGCUACUGGACAUGCUGGAACGGAACUUCCACCGAACAGCUCUGCAUUGGAGGUCUGCUUUACAGUGAACAGGCCCACUCUUGCGACUGGCCCGACAAUGUCGAGGGCUGCCAGAAGCACCCCCUCUGUAAUGAAGACCCCAAUGGAAAUGUUCCUCUUGGAAAGUCGUGCAACAGGUACUGGCAGUGCCAGGGUGGCUACCCCCGUCUGCAGAGGUGCCCUGCCCAAUUGGUCUUCGACAGGCGAACCCUCCGCUGUAUUGCUCCCCCGACUGAAGAUUGCGAGGCUCCUCCUACCCCUGCACCUUUCGUUGAUGAAGACGACGACACCCCGCAGAGAGGCGGACAGAGCCUGGAGGAAGAAGAGGAAAAUGUUCCUGCACCCCGACCUCAGCAGGCCAGACAACCUCAGCAAGCCAGGCCAAGCAACAACAACAACAAUAAUAAUAAUAAUAGGCCACGCAACUGAUUUACCGUUCAUUUUAAGCUUAAGUUUAAAUAACGUUAUUUUAUUUUAAUAAGCUAAACUUGCCUUGUGAAGAUAGUGGGUGUAGUAUUGCCACGAGAGGCCAUUGAUUGAGAAAUUCUAGGUGCAGAAAUUGAAAUCUCAUGUAUAGAAAGCAGGUUUGUAAUUAAUAAAAAUGUUUAGACACCCUGA